This is a messenger RNA of Penicillium cataractarum, 387 nucleotides long. RefSeq names its product Vps55 family protein. Gene Ontology annotation, cellular component: Vps55/Vps68 complex; endosome. Gene Ontology annotation, biological process: late endosome to vacuole transport via multivesicular body sorting pathway. The record is from RefSeq and is a predicted model, not a curated record. NCBI's taxonomy places the organism in Eukaryota, Fungi, Ascomycota, Eurotiomycetes, Eurotiales, Aspergillaceae. The transcript has 3 exons. Bases 1 to 387 code for a protein of 128 amino acids.
AUGGCCGCUGGACUUAAGACCAUCAUCGCGCUCUCGUUUGUGCUCGCGAUUGGUUUCCUACUCGUUAUUCUCUCCUCCGCUCUCUGGCACAAGUACUGGCCCCUGUUGGUCGUUGCCAUCUAUAUCGUUGCGCCGCUCCCCAAUUGGAUCUGUGGACGAUGUGCGAACCCAGAUGAUUUCAUGGACAGCUCCAGUAACUCGGCUAUGGACUUUGGACGGUUCAUGACUGGGUUCCUGGUUCUGACUGGUAUCGCACUCCCCGUAGUUCUGGCACACAGCGGAGCCAUCGAGCUUCCCGCUAUGAUCAUGUCCAUCUUUGGCGGUCUAUUGAUUUACGGUACUAUCAUCAGCUUCUCGAUGUUUUUCCAGGAGCAGGAAGAGUUCUGA